AUGUUUUAUUGGUCACAAGGCCUCGAUAGCCAUGAACAUCGACGUCAUUGUAAUUUAGCAAGUGGGUCUACCAUCGUUGAUUGGAAAAAUUUCCUUCGUGAUAUCUGCGCUGAAUUUUUUUUAAGGCAUCCGGGAGUGAUUGGUGGGGUUGGACAUGUGGUGGAAAUCGGCGAAAGUUCAUGGACCAAAAGAAAAUACAAUCGUGGGCGAAUGGUACCAAACCAGUGGGUAUUCGGUGGUAAUGACAGAGACACCAGAGGAUGUUUUGCUGUCACUGUAAAUCGUCGUAAUGCUGCCACACUGUUACCAAUUAUACAAUAG
Didymodactylos carnosus is the source of this 321-nucleotide messenger RNA. Lineage: Eukaryota; Metazoa; Rotifera; Eurotatoria; Philodinida; Philodinidae. The record is from the annotation of a GenBank genome assembly.